Molecule: messenger RNA, 1619 nt
Organism: Prinia subflava (tawny-flanked prinia)
Lineage: Eukaryota; Metazoa; Chordata; Aves; Passeriformes; Cisticolidae
Gene: OSCP1
Product: organic solute carrier partner 1
Exons: 10
Coding region: 247-1386 (379 amino acids)
Biological process (GO): transport
Cellular component (GO): cytoplasm; plasma membrane
Source: RefSeq, a predicted model, not a curated record
CGGCAACGGCGGCGGCGGCGGCGGCGGCGGCCCGGGAGCGGCCAGCGGGGCCGGGGCCGUGCCGGGACCGCGCCGGAGCCGUGCCGGGACCGCGCCGGAGCCGUGCCCUGCCGGAGCCGCUCAGGAGCCGCGCCGGGGCCGUGCCGUGCCCUGCCGUGCCGGGGCCGCGCCGUGCCCUGCCGGGACCGUCCCGGGGCCGUGCCCGGAGCCGUGCCGUUCCGUGCCGCGCCGUGCCGUGCCAGGGCCAUGUCGUCCCGGACGCUGCCGCUGCUGUUCCUGAACCUGGGCGGGGAGAUGCUCUACAUCCUGGACCAGCGGCUGCGCGCCCAGAGCAUCCCCGGGGACAAGGCGCGCAAAGUUAUGAACGACAUCAUCAGCACCAUGUUCAACCAAAAAUUCAUGGAGGAGCUGUUCAAACCUCAGGAUCUGUACUCCAAGAAAGCUCUGCGCACCGUGUACGACCGGCUGGCUCACGCCUCCAUCAUGAGACUGAACCAGGCCAGCAUGGACAAGCUCUACGACCUCAUGACAAUGGCCUUCAAAUACCAAGUGCUGCUGUGCCCUCGGCCCAGGGACAUCCUGCUGGUCACCUUCAACCACCUGGAUACCAUCAAGGAUUUCAUCUCCGACUCCCCUGGCAUCCUGAACCUGGUGGAUGAGACCUUCCGGCGCCUGAUUGAAACCUACAACUGUCUCUCUGAUGGUGAAUUCCAGCUCAUCAGGCAAACACUUCUCAUUUUCUUCCAGGACAUGCACAUCAGGGUCUCCAUCUUCCUGAAGGAUAAAGUGCAAAACUCCAAUGGUCGCUUCGUGCUGCCAAUCUCGGGGCCUGUCCCGUGGGGCACAGAGGUGCCAGGACUCAUCAGGAUAUUCAACCACAAAGGAGUUGAAGUUAAAAGGGCUGAGUUCACCACUGCUGGGAAUUACGUUACUCCACAAAGGGAAGGAUCUUUUGAGCUUUAUGGAGACAGAGUCCUCAAACUUGGAACAAAUAUGUACAGUGUGACCCGGCCAGUGGAGACACACAUGUCAGGAUCAUCAAAAAAACUGGCAUCCCAGGCAAAGGAGAACAUAGCCCCCAACCCUCUUGCUAAAGAAGAGCUGAACUUUCUGGCGCGGCUGCUGGGAGGUUUGGACAUCCAGAAACCCGCUGGGGGCGAGACAGGAUUUCGGCUGAACCUGUUCACAACCGACGAGGAGGAAGAGCAUGCUGCACAGACCAGACCAGAGGAGUUAUCCUACAAGGUUAUCAACAUUGAAGCCACACAGGAGCCGGCGCAGCGGGCGGAGCUGUCCCGCAUCCUGGGCGAGCUGGAGGUGGCGGAGCCACGCCCGGGCAGCGCCGGGAAGGGCGAGGAUCUGCUGGCACUGAUGGACGAGCUGUGAGCGGGACACACGGACAGCGGGACACACGGACAGCAAGACAUGGGUGUUGUUACAAUUUUCAGAUGGCACGGAAAUAACAACAUGACUCUCCAUGAUGGUAAUGAGAGCAAACUUGAUUCUUCUAAAUUCUACUUUUAUAGAGUAGCUCGGUACAAAGAACAUGGUUGGUUAUUCAGCAUCUACACCCUUUUGUAAACAUUUCUUUUGCCAGUAAACGUGUUGGAAAAACACCA